Zalophus californianus (California sea lion) is the source of this 4652-nucleotide messenger RNA. RefSeq names its product golgi associated PDZ and coiled-coil motif containing (gene GOPC). Gene Ontology annotation, cellular component: membrane; trans-Golgi network transport vesicle; Golgi apparatus. Lineage: Eukaryota; Metazoa; Chordata; Mammalia; Carnivora; Otariidae. Gene Ontology annotation, molecular function: transmembrane transporter binding. The coding region runs from base 337 to 1728 and encodes 463 amino acids. Gene Ontology annotation, biological process: negative regulation of protein localization to cell surface. The transcript has 9 exons. The record is from RefSeq and is a predicted model, not a curated record.
CCCAAGCAGAGGCUUUUCAUAGGCCAAGGUAGCAUCCUAGCCCCGCCCAUUUCAUCCCUCCAGGCUGCGUCCGCCUAAGUCUUCGCUACGCAUGCGCAGCGGGGGCGGGCCGGGAGGUGGGACGGCCCGAUUCUUCCGUGUGCCACCGCCGCCGCCUUGGCUUCACUGCUCUUGCCACUCCGGGGCUGCGUUGCCGGCGUUAGCCGCGCGAGGGGAAGGGAAGGGACCGACGGAGCGUGCGUGCGCGGGGGUCCCCGCAGUCCCGGCAGUUCCUCUCGCGCGGGGUGGGCGGGCGGCGGGGGUCAGUAGCAGUCAGGGGAGGCCCUAGACGGCGCCAUGUCGGCGGGCGGCCCGUGCCCGGCAGGAGCCGGAGGGGGCCCAGGGGGCGCCUCCUGCGCCGUAGGGGUCUCCCCCGGCGGGGUAUCCAUGUUCCGGUGGCUGGAGGUGCUAGAGAAGGAGUUCGACAAGGCCUUCGUGGAUGUGGAUCUGCUCCUGGGUGAGAUCGAUCCGGACCAGGCGGACAUCACUUAUGAGGGGAGACAGAAGAUGACCAGCUUGAGUUCCUGCUUUGCGCAGCUUUGCCAUAAAGCCCAGACUGUGUCCCAAAUCAACCACAAGCUAGAGGCUCAGUUGGUGGAUCUGAAAUCUGAACUGACAGAGACCCAGGCAGAGAAAGUCGUGUUGGAGAAAGAAGUCCACGAUCAGCUUUUACAGCUGCACUCUAUCCAGCUUCAGCUCCAUGCUAAAACUGGUCAGAGUGUUGACUCUGGUACCAUUAAGGCAAAACUGUCUGUCCCCUCUGUGGAGGAGUUGGAGAGAGAGCUUGAAGCAAACAAAAAAGAAAAAAUGAAAGAAGCUCAACUUGAAGCUGAAGUGAAGUUGUUGAGAAAAGAGAAUGAAGCCCUUCGUAGACAUAUAGCUGUUCUCCAGGCUGAAGUUUAUGGGGCAAGACUGGCUGCCAAGUACUUGGAUAAGGAACUAGCAGGAAGGGUCCAACAAAUACAAUUACUAGGACGAGAUAUGAAGGGACCAGCUCAUGAUAAGCUUUGGAACCAGUUGGAAGCUGAAAUACAUUUGCAUCGUCACAAAACUGUGAUCAGAGCCUGUAGAGGACGUAAUGACCUGAAGCGACCAAUGCAAGCCCCUCCAGGCCACGAUCAAGACUCUUUAAAGAAAAGCCAGGGUGUUGGUCCAAUUAGAAAAGUUCUUCUCCUUAAGGAAGAUCAUGAAGGCCUUGGCAUUUCAAUUACAGGUGGGAAAGAACAUGGUGUUCCAAUCCUCAUUUCUGAGAUCCACCCAGGGCAACCUGCUGCUAGAUGUGGAGGACUGCACGUUGGAGACGCUAUUCUGGCUGUUAAUGGCGUUAACCUAAGGGACACAAAGCAUAAAGAAGCUGUAACCAUUCUUUCCCAGCAGAGAGGAGAGAUUGAAUUUGAAGUAGUUUAUGUGGCUCCUGAAGUGGAUUCUGAUGAUGAAAAUGUAGAGUAUGAAGAUGAGAGUGGACAUCGCUACCGUUUGUACCUUGAUGAGUUAGAGGGAGGGAGUAAUCCUGGUGCUAGUUGCAAAGACACAAGCGGGGAAAUCAAAGUGUUGCAAGGGUUUAAUAAGAAGGCAGUAGCUGAUGGACAUGAAAAUGGAGACCUAGGAACUUCAAAUGAAACUCCUGUAGAAGACGGUGCUUCUAAACUAGAUGAUCUGCACAGUCUGUAUCACAAAAAAUCGUACUAAAUUGACUGUAUCUCCAGACAAGAUUGUUGAUCAGACUCUUCUGAGUUUGGGGCACUAGGGAAACGGUGACAAAGACUAUACAAGAUCAAGGGAGGCUUGUAGCCUAAAUGAAAGGCGGGUACCUCAGGGCUUCAUGUGAACAAUUCUAAAUGCAUAAAACUCUCUAUUUUCUGUGGUAUACCAUAAUUAGCUAUUGCAUGUAAAGCAACUUUGAUUUUUGUAAAACUGUAAAGCACCAAAGCAUGUGUUUCCCAAAGGGAUAUUACUAGGCUCUUAAGUACCAAAUGAAGCACGACUGUUUUAUUUGUCUCCUUUUCCAUUUAGUAGACCGGAAUUUUAUAAGAAAUAGCCUUUAAAUACAAGAGAAUAAAUGAAUUCAUAUUAUAUAUAUUCCAGAAUGUUAAGUGUGGUAUUUCAGAGACAGAACCUAAUUCAAUGAAUUGCAGAAAUGUAGGCUUGACUUAAUUUUUUUAACUAAAAGAAUGGUUUUAGUUUUUUAAUUUAUUUUGCAGCCUGAUAUCUAAAUCAGUUCUUAAUGAUCAUUUAUUGUAAUGAGUUUGCCUUUCAGCUUUAUUCAAUACAGUACAAAAUAGUUUUCUUUAAGCAAUCCUUUAUCAAUCAAUGCUGCACUAGAAAUACUUUCUCAAAAGUUAUUGUACAUUGUACUUUCUUGGUUUUUAAAAGAAAUGCAGAUGAGUAUAAAAUAUCUGUCCUCAAUUAUGUUGAUCUGUGUGCAUGGUAUUGGAGCAUUACAUUAUUAAUGUUUAGACUCCAGUAGUUUUUUUCUGGGAUCCACAAAAGACAGUUUUAUACAUUUUGAGUUGUUCAUAAAGUUUGUCUUGUUGUGAUAGUCUUGGUACUUAACGAUACAAUUUUCUGGCAGUAAUAGCUCAAAUUUAUUUGUCAGUGAAUUACAUUGCAUCUACACAGCAGUUUUCUCUCAAAGUAACUUAUUUGCCAAUCAUUUAAAAAGCUGAGGCACUGGUGGGCAAGAUAAGGUGAAGACAUUUUGAUGCAGUAAUUGUUUGGGUUGGCUUUUCAUCUCAGUGUUUGCUUGACUAAAGUGCUCUCAUAUGCAAACUACAGAUUUGUUAAUUCUCUUAUCCCAGGAUUAAAGCAUGGAGGGCCUGCUCUCUUAUUUACUGCUUUGCAGGCCAUUGGUACCCUGCUUGGGGAAAGUGAAAACAUUGCAUUUAAAGAGGUGAUAGUUUUGCCAAUAUCACUGAUUUUUUUUAAAGGAUAUACAUUUAAGGGGCUAUUAAGUGGGGGACAAGCCUACAAGGCUUUUAGAAUAUUACCAGUAUCUUCAUGUAUAAUAUUCGGAUGUUACGUGAUACAGAACACAUUUUUUUUUUGUCUUUCCUAGAUGCACUAUAUAUUUGUUCAUAGGUAAAUCUGUACAAUGUAUAUACUUUAUUUGGUGGUUUUGUUAUUUAUAAAUUUUAUGUUUUAACUAUUGCUCAUUUAUGGUUUGUUUUGGAUGGUUUUGUUCAUUUGUAUAUCACCAUGUUAGUUUGUAAUAGAAAUGCACUUCAUAGUGUAUAUUGUUACUGAUAUUAAAAUACCUUGUAGUGUAACGUUGCCUCCCAGCAAAAGCUAGUAUUUAGUUGUACAACCAAAUAAGCAAGCUACAUGUUACUGUUUGCUCCUGACAGGCUAGGCCUCUUAAAAGAAAGUUUUUUCCUUAUGCAUUCCCCCUACACCAAAUACAUACCCCAGGCAUGACAUGAGAUCUGCAAGCUGGAGUUGAGUCAGUAUAUUCAUUUAGCCAAAAAAAUUUCCAUUGCGGUGUAUCUGAAAACAUUUUUGCUGUGACUUGAAACCAUGUUCUUGUUUUUUUUUAAAACGCAGCCUGGGAUGGGAUGACCAUGGCGGGGUUUUUUGUUUUGUGUUUUUCCAGAGAAUAUCCUUUAUCUACUAGACAGAAUCCUUGGGAGAUACUAGCUAAAACUUUUUGAUUUUCGAGAACAAUCUAAAAAAGUCCAUGAAGGGUAUUUUAAGAGCCUUGAAUUGGCAUUUCUCUGGAGAUGCUGUGUAAUAUGGAUCAUAUGGGAUGGUUAUGACAUAAACUCCUUUUAAGGGCUGAAGAGCAAAAGAAAAAACUUCCCAGGUAGUUUAAGAUUGCUUAAGUCAGUUCCGCUUUCAUUCCUGCUUCACCCUGGUUUGCGAAGUCUGCAUGAGAACCCUGUUGCUCAGAUGCUACUGUGAGCUUCCUGGCAGGUGUUUAGAAAGUACCUAGUUAAAAGUUCAUUUUAGAAUGGUCUCUGGGGGAUGAGCUAAGAAUUAGAGUCUGAAUGAGAAGCAGUUUUUAUAUUUUCAGAUUUAUAGGGAAGAAAUUCCUAGCACCUAAGUUUCUAGGACAAAACCAAAUAGAAAAGGAGAGAACUGUUGCAAAGCCAUUACAGUUAAAAAGGAAAAAGAAAAAUCUACAAAUGCACACACAGAGGAGCGGAGAAAAAAUGUUCCACAGUGUGAGGGUUGUGUGUAGGUGUGUGUGUGUGUGUGUAUUUACAGUUUAGCCUCUAAAAUUCUCUUCUACGUUAUCUGUUAGGAAUAUGAUGGAGCAGCAACAUUUGGGUUAUGAGGCUUGUUAAAACAGGUUUAAGAGAAGUGAAAGGUUGUGAGUCUUGGUAAUUAUAACUGAAUAGUUGUCAAAAGGUAACACAGCUUGUGCUUGGUGCUGGUUUUACUCCCCACACAGUGGACUUACUUUGUUUUCAUGUUAAGAAACAAAACUCAUUGAUUCAUGUGUAAGUCACACAUUAUUUGACAUCUUUAUUAUGUAUUCCACUAUUCCACUUAUUCAGUCUUCCAUGUAGGGUCGGCCUCAGAUCUAUAGGAUUUAUGACAAAUGUAUUAUAUCUAGUUGAGUUUAAUAUUUUUUUAUUAGCCUGUAAAUAAAGAUGGCAUCUUCUACAUUAAAA